AUGUCUGGUCCCGGUGUUGGUUUCGAGUACCCACCUCUUGAGGUCAAGUGGCUGCAGCGCGAUGUCCUGCUUUUCGCCAACACCAUCGGCGCUACCGCUGAUGAGCUUCACUUCCUCUACGAGUUCCAUCCCAAUUUUGCCGUAUUCCCUACCUACCCGGUCAUCCUUCCCUUCAAGAAGGACUCUCAAGAAGUAGUCGACUACUACAAGGCCAGCAAAGCCGUUCAGAUUCCUGAUAUCCCCAAACUCGACUACACGCGCGUUGUCGACGGCCAGCGCAAGAUCGAAUUCCUGAAGCCCCUCCCAACUACGUCUGACGGCCGCAAAUUUGAAGCCCGCCAGAAGGUCAUCGGCGUCUACGACAAGGGCCGCCCGGGCACAGUUCUCGAGACCCAGACUGACCUUGUCGACACUGAGUCCGGCGAGGUGUACGCCCGCGUUAUCGGCAGUGGCUUCUUCAUCGGCCAGGGCAAUUGGGGUGGUCCAAAGGGUCCUGCUACGCAAAACUAUCCUCCGCCAAAAGAUACGGCCCCUGAUGCCACGAUGGAGGUUCAAACCACCGCCGAGACGGCGAUGCUAUACAGGUUGAAUGGUGACUACAACCCGCUCCAUGCUGAUCCUGAGCCCGGGAAGAAGAUGGGCUUCGGGGGUACAAUUAUACACGGGCUGUAUUCGUGGAACUCAACAGCUCAUGCACUGUUGAAGAAGCUAGGCGGUGGUGAUCCUGCCAACAUCAAGGAGUACCAGGCGAGGUUUGCCAGUCCUGUGAGGCCGUGCGAUAAGCUGAUCACGCACGCGUGGGUUACCGGGAAGGAGCAGGGCGGGUGGUCGGAGGUGAGAUUCAUAACGCAGGUCGAGGGUGGUAAGGUUGUUCUGAGUAACGGAUUGGCUUUGAUGAAGGUUACUAGUCAGGGUAAGAGUAAGCUGUAG
Molecule: messenger RNA, 930 nt
Organism: Fusarium coffeatum
Lineage: Eukaryota; Fungi; Ascomycota; Sordariomycetes; Hypocreales; Nectriaceae
Exons: 3
Coding region: 1-930 (309 amino acids)
Cellular component (GO): peroxisome
Source: RefSeq, a predicted model, not a curated record